AUGGAACUCCAGCCCUAUCAAACCCUUGCAUCACCAAGAGAAGUAAAAGCUGAGGAGAAGUCACCAGUCUCCGUUAAUGUGAAGAUGGUUAAAAAGGAACCUGAAGAUAGACAGCAGGCUUCCAAAAGCCCUUACAAUGGCGUAAGGAAAGACAGCAAAAGAAGUAGAAAUAGCAGAAGUGCAAGUCGGUCAAGAUCACGAACACGAUCACGCUCUAGAUCGCAUACCCCUAGACGACAUUAUAAUAAUAGGCGGAGUCGAUCUGGAACAUACAGCUCGAGAUCAAGGAGCAGAUCCCGCAGUCACAGUGAAAGCCCUCGAAGACAUCAUAAUCAUGGUUCUCCUCAUCUUAAGACCAAACAUACCAGAGAUGAUUUAAAAAGUUCAAAUAGACAUGGUCAUAAAAGGAAAAAAUCUCGUUCUCGAUCUCAGAGCAAGUCUCGGGAUCACUCAGAUGCUGCCAAGAAACACAGGCAUGAAAGGGGACAUCAUAGGGACAGGCGUGAAAGAUCUCGCUCCUUUGAGAGGUCCCAUAAAGGCAAGCACCAUGGUGGUAGUCGCUCAGGACAUGGCAGGCACAGGCGCUGACUUUUCUUCCUUUGAGCCUGCAUCAAUUCCUGGUUUUGCCCAUCUACAGUGUGGUGUAUGGACUUGUAAUCAAAACAUUAAAAGCAAACUGAUUAGGAUUUGAUCUAUUAAACCCUCUAGGUCUCUAGAAACACUGAGGACAUUUUCUUUUGAAAAGAACUAUGUUAAUUUUUUUUGCACAUUAAAAUGCCCUAGCAGUAUCCAAUUGAAAACCAUGGUCAGGUUCAGUUGUACUUAUAGUUGUGUAUUGUUUAUUGCUAUAAGAACUGGAGCGUGAAUUCUGUAAAAAUGUAUCUUAUUUUUAUAGAGAUAAAAUUGCAGACACUUCUAUUUAAGUGGUUAUUUGUUUAAAUGAUGGUGAAUACUUUCUUAACACUGGUUUGUCUGCAUGUGUAAAGAUUUUUACAAGGAAAUAAAAUACGAAUCUUGUUUUUUUUAAACUGCUUCCAAUACCUUAUUAAAUAAAUUAUUAAAAAGACCACAAUUUUAAUAGUAAAA
Molecule: messenger RNA, 1086 nt
Organism: Choloepus didactylus (southern two-toed sloth)
Lineage: Eukaryota; Metazoa; Chordata; Mammalia; Pilosa; Megalonychidae
Gene: CCNL1
Product: cyclin L1
Exons: 4
Coding region: 1-588 (195 amino acids)
Source: RefSeq, a predicted model, not a curated record